Molecule: messenger RNA, 346 nt
Organism: Ilex paraguariensis (yerba mate)
Lineage: Eukaryota; Viridiplantae; Streptophyta; Magnoliopsida; Aquifoliales; Aquifoliaceae
Source: the annotation of a GenBank genome assembly
CACUACUCACGUGGUUGUUAUGGCAGCUCUUGGUUUCCUUCAGCUGUCCCCUCCUAGUUCAGCUGGUUUUCAGCUCGAUUUUGCUGGUUCCUCAGCUUUUCUGCUGGUGGCUUUUCCCUUUCAGCUGGUUUGCGCUGGGUUUCUCUUUGGACAUGCAUUGAUGGUUUCUGCUGCUACUGGUUUUCUCAGCGGUUCCCUCUUGUUUCUCUAUGCUUUGGCUCUGCUGGUUUCAGCUGCACCUUCAGCUGGUUUUAAUGUUCUCCAGCUGGACUUUCAUCUGAUUUUCAGCCAGUUUCUCUGUGGCCUGAGCAUGCCAACUGUGGCUUCUCACCUUUGUUGUUGUUAA